This is a messenger RNA of Trichomonas vaginalis G3, 303 nucleotides long. RefSeq lists its product as uncharacterized. The transcript has a single exon. The record is from RefSeq and is a predicted model, not a curated record. NCBI's taxonomy places the organism in Eukaryota, Parabasalia, Trichomonadida, Trichomonadidae. Bases 1 to 303 code for a protein of 100 amino acids.
AUGCUUCCUCUCUUGAUCAAGAUGCUUCCUCUCUUCAACAAAGUACUUCCUCUCUUCAUCAAAGAUGCUUCCUCUCUUGAUCAAGGUGCUUCCUCUCUUCAUCAAGAUGCUUCCUCUCUUCAAAGUGCUUCCUCUCUUCUUCAAAGCUUCCUCUCUUCAUCAAAGUGCUUCCUCUCUCUUCAAAGUACUUCCUCUCUUGAUCAAGUGCUUCCUCUCUUCAACAAAUGCUUCCUCUCUUCAUCAAAGUGCUUCCUCUCUUCAACAAAGUGCUUCCUCUCUUCAUCAUGCAGCUUCCUCUCUUGA